Molecule: messenger RNA, 1092 nt
Organism: Caenorhabditis sp. 36 PRJEB53466
Lineage: Eukaryota; Metazoa; Nematoda; Chromadorea; Rhabditida; Rhabditidae
Source: the annotation of a GenBank genome assembly
AUGUUCUCCAGCACUCCAAUCGAGCUCAUCCCAGCCGGUGUCCUUCUUGCCAUCAUUGCACUCGGUGGCAUUAUUGGCAACACUAUCAUGAUCAUAGUGUUCUUCAAAAACAAGUAAUCAGUUCAUAAUGAAUCCUAAAACGAUUGGAGGCAUUACAGAAAGCUCCGUUCUCCGUGCCACUACCUGAUCACGAUGAAUUGUGUGGGAGACCUUCUACACAAUUACGGACAAUUCAUCUACGUCGUCCAUCUGUUCGGAGAGUUCCAAUCGUUCCAGUCCACCUGCUUUUUCCUCACCAUUCCCACCCUUUUCGGAGUUAUCAGUGGAGCGUGCUGGAUCCUCGGGCUCGGAAUCGACCGUCUCAUUGCCUGCAAGUGGCCUAUCAAGUGAGCCCCUUCCAGUUCCACUCUCACGGUCCCCCGUUGGAGGUACCGUUCUCUGUCCGGCUGCUCCGUCGUCUACUUGCUCGCCCAAUGUGCACUCCCCCUUGUUUACACCUCAUUUUUCUUUUUUCUGGCGUUUUCCGAGAUGAAUAACACGUGAGUGUUGCCGCAAAAUAGAGAAAGUGUGAUUUGUUCUUUGUCAGACUUGUGACAUGUUCGGUUCCAUUGGCGAUGGGCUCAAAAACAUUUAUAGCGUGGUCAGUGGCUAACCUGGGUCUCAAUGCAGUGACUGUGUUGAUUUACACAAUUACCUAUUGCCUGUUACUCAAACAAGAGACAGAUAGUGGUAGUUCGUAACAUUUGAAGAGUGAAAAGAUGACCGGAAUAUUCAGGAAAUGGCUUCAAAAGUGUCUUCAAGUCUAUCUUCAUCACAGUCGCCUUUAUCGUUGUCGGAUGGGCGGUCACCUGCAUCGCCAACACCUUCCUUGUCCUGCUCAUUCCAACAAGUUUCGGGAAGCAAGUGCUCAAUAUGUACUCUGGAAUCCCUGUGAACAUUGCAUGCGCCGCCAACGUCUUCAUAUUCUACACCGUCAAUCUCGACUACCGUAGCUGCAUCCGACGAUUGUUAGUGUUGCGAAGUUCGAGAUUAUCAGCCGCUCACUCCGACUCCAAGCCGACCAAUGUUCCCAUUCCAUCUGUUAAGCGUUGA